UUGCAGUCACAGCGCGAGCGCGCCCGGGGAGCCGUUUGAGAACUUGACUCCCGGGGCCGGGUAGAGGCCGUCUGCGACCGCAGCCUCGCUCGGUCCGGCGGCGCCAUGCGGCUCUGGCUGCUGGCCGUGCUGGGGCUGGGAGUGCUGGCGGAUGUCGGCCGCGCGCAGGGCAGGAGCGCCAGGCCGGUCCUGCCGACCAUCACCAACCAAACGUUCAUCGGCGCCUGCGUGCGGGAGCACAACAAGCACCGCACCGCCGUCCGGCCCGCGGCCGCCAACAUGCUCUACAUGACUUGGGAUGCAGCUUUAGCACGGACUGCCAGGGCAUGGGCAAAAAAAUGCCUUUUUAAACAUAGUCCAUAUUUAACAAAAAAAUUUAUGUCCCAUCCUCAUUAUGGGCAUGUUGGAGAAAAUAUCUGGACUGGACAUUACAAGUUAUUUGGUGUCCCUGAAGCCAUCAAAUUAUGGACCGAUGAAGUCCAGCACUACGAUCUUCAGACUCACAAGUGUACUAAAACAUGUGGUCAUUAUACUCAGGUUGUUUGGGAUAAUUCUCAUAAGGUGGGCUGUGCUGUUGUUUUUUGUCGUAUGGCUGCGGGAGUAAGUAAUGCAGCACAUUUUAUAUGCAACUAUGUACCAAGUGGCAAUUACCCAAGAAAACCUUAUAAAGCAGGAGCAUCAUGUAGUCAGUGCUCAAAAGAGGACACCUGUGUGGAUAAUCUGUGUAGAAAUCCAAAACGUGAUAAAAUUAUACGUUAUACAAGAUGGUAUCCACCCUGGGAGAAUAGGAUCGUAUGUGAUGAGUCCUGUAUUGCUGUUGUGGUUUUAAGACCAUCACUGAUGUUAAUGGCUUUUCUAAUUGUUUUUCUUAUGCAGAAGCGUUAUUCAAAUAUGAGUAUAUCUAAAUAAUCUAUUUGAAAUAUAUAUUUCGUGAAAAGUUACAACAAGCCUUUAAAAGAUUAAUAGGUCACACCCACCUGUUAAGAGAAUUCUCUUGAUUGAUAUUUUUACAGUGAAUUUGAUCAUUUAAAACAUAUUAUAAAGUGCUAUGGAUGUUUAAUGGGUUAUAAAGAGUAACUUAUUUUUGCCCUAAGCCCUUACUUAUGGUAUUUAUAAAUAUAGAUAAAUAUAUUGUAUUAAAGAUGUGAAAAUAAUAAAAAAGGCAAAAUUUUAAGUUAAAGGUGACAGUCUGGCAAGAGUCAUCAGAGGGAUAUCUAGUAAAUGGUUUUUUCAUGAUGAAAUUUUACAAAUAAAGAGGAACACCUGGCAUCUGAAAUUCAGUAAGUAAAUUAAAACAAACUUUCCACUUUAUAGUAUUUGUAGUUUCCACUAUAUAAAUAUUUGAAGUGGAGACUGCUUAAUUUAGAUGUCUGUCUACAGAAUCAUACUGUUAUGGACCUAAUCCUACUUUUCUGGAGUCAAGUCAAAACUCCAAGUAAAAUGGGAACAGAAUCAGAUAUCACUUCUAUAAAAAGAAAGCAUUUUAUAAAUAUUCAAUAGUACUAGUAUAGCUCUAGAAAAUUUAGAUACAUUUGUAAAUGGUAGCUAUUCUUUAAGGUUUCAACUAUUAAAAAUUAUCCUUCAAUUAAUUUGUUCCUAACUUAUUUUGAACUUAGGAAAAAUAUAUACAGUGAGUAAAAUGCUCCAAUUUAGACUUUUCUUGUAGUUCCUGGUUUGCUGUCACAACCAUUGUUAUUUAAAUAUGGAUACCUUAUCUGUUUUUCAAUGUAAAACAAAUACAGAAUUUUAUCUGAGAACCAUUCCAAACCCUCUGAUAAAUAUGUGUACCUGUAUUUUAUCCAAGAGACUUUAAAGGCAUUAAAGGUAUCCUUUUUAGAUAUAUUUUAACCUGAAUUGCUGAAAAGAGCAUAUGUAUUGACUCAGGGAUGUUAAAGUAUUUUUCUUUUGCUAUGUAGUAAAUUCUAAAGCAAAGAUUGGUCCAAUAUGUCUAAUAUUUAGUGAGGGCUUGUCUACACAAAAACACUUAGUUUGCAGCGAACUGGGGUGUAAAUCUACCCAGCAGUAGCCUGCUGCACACUAAAUGUCCAUGAGGAUCAUGCUGCCACACACUAGAAGUUCUGUAGUGUGCUUUAAUCUUCUCUGCUUUGCAAUGGGAAUAGAUUAAAGUGCACUACAGAAUUUUUAGUGCACAGCAGCAAAGUCCACACAGACACAGUGUGCAGCAGGUUAGCACAGGAUAGAUUUACACCCCAGCUCACUGCAAUCUAAAGUGUUUGGGUAGACAAGCACUGAGAUUGCUUAAAGCAAUUCUAGUCUACAUGGUAAAUAUGUAACUUUUUACAAAAUGUGUAUUGUCUCAGAAAUCUUUAUUAGUUCAAAAGCUUUAUUGAUAGUUUUUUGUUUGUUUGUAUUUUUAAAGCACAGGGUCAAAUCCUGCCAUGUUUUCAUGCCCAGAGCUCAGGAUGAAGUUAAUAGGACAUUCCCACAUGUUCAUUUUAGGGAACAGUUGGCCGAUAAUACCUUUAUAUAUUCCAUUGUAGUUCUAAAACAUUAUACUUGUCCUAUAAUACUAUAUUCAGAAUUGUAUUGAUUCAUUUUAUAAAGUAUCCCAGAGUAAAAAUGAAUCUGUUCAUAAAAACUUAUUUAAAAACAGUUAUUGGACAUAAAUGCUUUUACAUUUCUAAACAUUUAGAAUGUACCUAUUUCAAAACUAAAGUUACCAAGAGGGUUGCUAAUUUUUUUAACUUGGGCAAAAUUUUUCACAAAUGGGUGCCUAAAAUUGGGCAGGCAAAGCCAUACUUAGGGACCUAAAUAAAAGUUGCCCAAUAUUCAAAGUUGCGCAACAUCUGUAACUCCCAAUGACUUCAAUGAGUUUCAGAUGCUCACACCUUUGAAAAUGAGUUUACUUAUUUAGGUGCCUAAAUAUGGCUUAAAGAGCCUAAUUGUAGGUAUCUGGAUUUGGAGAAAGGAAAAAAAAAAAGUCCUUAAUCCCUAACAUACAUAUGGUUUAUAUUUGUAAUAAAGCUUUUUAAAGUUUUAAGCUUCCUGUUUAAUGUUAUUCCAUAACUUUAAGGCACUACCUUUCUUGCAAGCAACAACAAAAAUCUAGUAAUAUUCAAACAUUACUCAACAUAGGAUUUCCUAGUUGUGGAAGAUAAUAUAGUUAUGGAAGAUAAUACAAUUAUACCUACUCAAACCACCAGGGAGAACUCCAUCAUCACUUAGUAGCUCCCCUUGUAACAAAAUUUGAGAAUUCAAAUUAUCUCAUAUGUCUCUCUGAAAACAAAAGAAACUAGUUUGAGAGCAAAGGAGGGAGGGAGGAGAUCUGUUGUCUUCGAAGUUUGUGUGAACACCUUCAGCACAUAUUGGCCAGACUUCUGCCAGCAUGGUUUGAGGCUUGUAAACCUUAAACUCAAGGCACAGUUAAGUGGGUUUGAGGUUUGCUCUGCAUUUUUUGGAGAGCUCUAGUUACAAAGUCCUAAACGAAAACAUGUGAGUCAUACAACUGCUUAACUAUCAGAUAGUGGUGCCUACCUAUUAGGAGACAAUUACUUUACCAUCAAUUCCUUUUUCAGUGGGAAAGUUUUCUGUAUGCGUGAAGCUUAUUUUUCACAUCUCAGAUGCUGAGCCUAGCAUGUAAUUGUUCUUUAGCUGUUUUCAACUUAGCUGUUUCUUUGUUAGUGAAGAUAAAGAGUGAGAUUGGAAGAUGCCUACAGGUUUAUCAAAAUGGGGAUUAGGAUAUGAUUAAUGUGCUUUACACAAUGCAUGGUUGUCAGCUAACAAAGCUUUUUCUGAAUGGGAGACGUACCAUUUUGUGACAAUCAUUCCAUGUUCAGUUCAAAUCUCAUACAGAAUGGGAAUGUGUACUCCAGGUAGCAUUGCACCUUUGUGAGCAUGAAAAAUUUGAGAUGGAUGGCCAAAGACACUCACCUAAAAAGGCCUCCACAUCUUCUGAGCCCUUCACAUGCCAUCUCAAAAGAUAAGAGAGAUGAACUAAGAGUCCUGAAUUUUUAUCCCAACCUUUCCGCUAUUUGUAUGUUUGUUAAUAUCUAAAAUUAUAUAAGCCAACAAAUGUUUUAUUUGCUGUAGAUGACAACUUUAUUUCCAUGUUUGUUUCAAAUAAAUUCUUUUCACCUUCA
Messenger RNA from Dermochelys coriacea (leatherback sea turtle), 4100 nucleotides. RefSeq names its product glioma pathogenesis-related protein 1-like. Gene Ontology annotation, cellular component: extracellular region. Lineage: Eukaryota; Metazoa; Chordata; Testudines; Dermochelyidae. The coding region runs from base 106 to 909 and encodes 267 amino acids. The transcript has 6 exons. The record is from RefSeq and is a predicted model, not a curated record.